Clunio marinus is the source of this 240-nucleotide messenger RNA. The record is from the annotation of a GenBank genome assembly. NCBI's taxonomy places the organism in Eukaryota, Metazoa, Arthropoda, Insecta, Diptera, Chironomidae.
AUGAAAGAUGAAAUUCCAGAAGUCAGAAAAAUAAAACUAAAUCGUUUAAGGCUCUAUCAAGUGAUAUUUAACCUCGGUCAAAAUGAGAUGAACUUGAGGAAUAAAAAAGUUAUGGCGUCUGUUUUAACUUACAAGGAAUUAAUUAAGCCGCAAAGUAAAGCCUUCAAAGACGAGGGAACAGAGUCUCUUAUCCGAGUGUUAAAUUUUGAUAAAGCAAUGAAUUUUGUUCAAUUAAAUUAA